CAUAGAAAUGAACUCGACUUCGGGUACCCCAGAGCAGAGAAGGGGCACCACCGUAUCGCAUCACCAUCAACAAGCUCUAUUAACGAGUCCCGUGGUAAAAAUAGAUAAGGCUACGACAUCUAAGCAAUUUUGCUUUGGAUUUAAAGAUUGUUUGGGAAAAGGGUCGGUUGCCUCUACGAACCCACAGCAUUUGCAGCAACACCAACAAGGAAAGCAACAACGUUCGCGUAGCCCGACCUCCAAAUUAGAGCACCAGGUGACAGAGCUUGAACAGGAAGUCCAGAAACAGAAAGAAAUUCGGAGCAUGUACAAAAUGAGAAUGGAGAGAACACAAGACUAUUUAAGGUACUGUCUUCAAAUAGCUCAGGAUAAUGGAUUCUUGGACCUUUUAAGUAACCACAAAUCUCCUGUUUCUCGGGAUGUUGUCCUAAAUAUCGAUACCACCAGUCCUCAACUCCCUGCCCCGGUUUCUCACCAAUCAGAUCUAGGUCUACUCAUCAACCAAGCCAAGUUGAACGGGUGGUUCAUUGACCCCAUCGAGAUUGAAUUGCGAGAAGUAAUUGGCCAAGGAAGUACUGCAGACAUUUACAGAGGAAUUUGGCGAGGCCUUGAAGUUGCGGUGAAGUGUAUAUAUCCCGAUUUCUUCGAGAAAAAUGAAAAUGGUGUUUCAUUUUUUGCUCAAGAAGUCGAGACAUUGUCUAAGCAGCACCAUCGCUUUAUACUACAGCUAAUGGGUGCAUGCCUCGAGCCGCCUAUUCAAGGUUGGAUAGUGACGGAGUUCUUGAGCAUGACGCUGAAGGAUUGGCUACAUGGACCGGGAAACAACAGGCGAAAAGAAAGGGUGAUACCACUCCCUCCGUUGCAAGAGAGAUUGAAUAAAGCCGUGGAAAUUGCACAAGCAAUGCAAUAUCUCCAUGAACAAAAACCCAAAGUUAUUCACCGUGAUUUGAAGCCCAGCAACAUUUUUUUAGACGAUGCCAAGCAUGUAAGGGUGGCUGAUUUCGGGCAUGCUCGGUUUUUAAGUGACGAAGAAAUGGCACUUACAGGCGAAACAGGAACUUUUGUUUACAUGGCACCAGAGGUUAUCAGAUGUGAACCUUAUAACGAAAAGUGCGAUGUAUACAGCUUCGGAAUCAUUCUGAAUGAACUCAUCACAGGCAAUUAUCCUUAUACUGAGACCAAUUAUGGACCGGCCAAGAUUGCCUUGGAGGUUGGAGAUGGAAAGCUAAGACCAGCACUUCCAGAAGACAAUGGCGAACGGAAGGAGCUGAUCGAGCUGAUUUGCCAGUCAUGGGAUGGAGAUGCUUGUGUUAGACCCACCUUUGCGAACAUUACUUCCACUCUAUCAAAUAUCCAAACCAGAUUCAAUGACAAUAGCAUCCCAUCCAUCCAUUAAGUAGCCAUGGUUCAGUGGCAAUUUUAAAAUGUUCAAAUUUAUAUGGAUGUUUAAUUGUAUUAAUUUUCAGUUCUGACAAUUUUACAUUUUCUUUUUGACAAAAUAUGAAAGAGUAUCAAUUACAAAAUAA
Gossypium raimondii (Peruvian cotton) is the source of this 1526-nucleotide messenger RNA. Its product is annotated as serine/threonine-protein kinase STY46. Gene Ontology annotation, biological process: protein phosphorylation. The coding region runs from base 8 to 1396 and encodes 462 amino acids. Lineage: Eukaryota; Viridiplantae; Streptophyta; Magnoliopsida; Malvales; Malvaceae. Gene Ontology annotation, molecular function: protein kinase activity; ATP binding. The transcript is spliced from 5 exons. The record is from RefSeq and is a predicted model, not a curated record.